Ostertagia ostertagi is the source of this 291-nucleotide messenger RNA. The record is from the annotation of a GenBank genome assembly. Lineage: Eukaryota; Metazoa; Nematoda; Chromadorea; Rhabditida; Trichostrongylidae.
AUGAACAGAGCCCAUCUUGUCGUUAGCGUUGUAGCCGGCCAAAAAUUGAAAGAUAGAAGAACCGUGACAUGCAACCCGUUUCCUCUUCUGAUAGGGGACACCGAUUGUUUUUUUGGUCUGGGAAACUUUGGAGCAGCAUACAGGGUACCCGAGCUACAGCCUUCCGCUUCCACUACUAAAACCUGCCGUCCUACAGAAAAGAAAGGGCUGAUUGUGUCAGAACGAAACUGUUAUCUAAGCAAGCCGAAUAAUCGAGGUCUCAACAAGCGUAACAAUAAGGCUGUAAAAUAG